Molecule: messenger RNA, 780 nt
Organism: Cyclocybe aegerita
Lineage: Eukaryota; Fungi; Basidiomycota; Agaricomycetes; Agaricales; Hemipholiotaceae
Source: the annotation of a GenBank genome assembly
AUGAUUUUCAUCCAGAAAACCGUAUUUUGCGUCCUCACCAUCGCCAUCGCCCUAGCUCUGGCAUCUCCUGUUCAGGAGAGUCAUGAGCUAGUGAAACGAGGUACUAUUUUGACAGCUCAGUAUGCGACGGAGUCAGUGGAUGAUGGACGUUUCAUUCUUGAGAACAACUUGUGGGGCAUGUCGUCAGCUUCCAGUGGUUCUCAGAGUUCUCAAGUUACUGCCGUUGACAACAAUGAUAUUACCUGGCAAACCACUUACACUUGGGCGGGAGCCCCAAGCAACGUGAAGAGCUAUGCCAACCUCAACCUACGAACCGGAAUAAAUCAACAACUUUCUGCCAUUUCCUCUAUUCCAACUACGUGGUCCUGGACCUACACGUCUGCGUCGUCCGAUCUUGUUGCAGACGUUUCGUACGAUCUCUGGCUCUCGAACGCUGCUGGCACAAGUGGUGCCACGUCGAGCUCGACCUAUGAAAUCAUGGUAUGGUUGAGCCAAAGAGGAUCUUGCACCCCCGCAGGUUCCCAGAUCGGUACCGCCAGCGUAAAUGGCCUCACCUGGCAGCUGUGGAGGGGAACCGUCGAAUCUUGGACUACGUUCUCUUUUGUCGCUCCAUCUGAGCUCGCGGACUUCAACCAAGAUCUCAAGCCGUUUUUCACUUACUUGGUCUCUAACGAAGGAAUACCUUCGUCGCAAUACCUGGUGCAAGCGCAAGCAGGAACGGAACCUUUCGUUGGAAGCGCCACGCUCGCGACGAACUCUUACAGCCUUGCGAUCAACUAA